This is a messenger RNA of Spinacia oleracea (spinach), 1950 nucleotides long. RefSeq names its product DNA polymerase lambda. Gene Ontology annotation, biological process: double-strand break repair via nonhomologous end joining. Bases 111 to 1757 code for a protein of 548 amino acids. Gene Ontology annotation, molecular function: DNA binding; DNA-directed DNA polymerase activity. Gene Ontology annotation, cellular component: nucleus. Lineage: Eukaryota; Viridiplantae; Streptophyta; Magnoliopsida; Caryophyllales; Amaranthaceae. The transcript has 14 exons. The record is from RefSeq and is a predicted model, not a curated record.
CUCAAUCUUUAUUACUGCUGCGGCAACUUCAUUCUAGUAGAAAAAACUAAUCAGCUCCCCAAUUUUCUUCCCUGUAGAAUCCUCAAACAAAAGUAACAGAACCAAAAAAAAUGGCGCCAAAGAAGAAGAAGGAAACCUCAGCUUCACCUGCUUCAGAUGGCAUGUUUUCUGGGAUGUUCGUUUUCUUGGUUGAUGCUGCCGUCCAACCUCGCCGACUGCAGAUAUGGAAGCAGAAAUUGGAGCAAAUGGGUGCUAAAGUAGAAGGGUAUUUGUCAAAGAGAGUGACCCAUAUUUUUGCCAUGAAUUGGGAUGCCCUUAAACGCAAAAUUGAUUCUCAACGCUUGUCAACUUUCAAAGGAAAUAUUCUAGUGUAUCAGUGGUUGGAACAUAGUUUAAGUUCAGGAAAAAAGGUAUCAGAGGAUUUCUACCUUCUCAAGGAGGAACCUGUCGAAAAUGUUUCCCAACAACCCUCUGCGGAGGUUUCUGGUCAUGAAAAUGGAAACUCUUCAGGCAGUGAAGAGCCUCAGCAUCAUAAGAAGCUGAGAUCUUCUUCCCCUCAGAAUUCAAAAGAUUCAACCAGAUCUUUUCCUAAAGAUUCAAGAGAGUCAACUGCUGAGAGCAAGGGCACUGCAACGAGUGAUGAUAAAGAAUCAUUUACAUCUAAGAGCUAUGAUGGGUUUUCUAACAACUUGGAUUCACAGACUGCCAAUUCCAAUGUAGCUGAUCUUCCUGAUAACAAAGUUAGCACGUACAACCCACCUGACUUAAACAAGAAUAUCACUGAUAUCUUCAAGAAGCUCAUAGACAUAUAUAGAGCACUAGGUGACGAUCGAAGGUCUUUUAGCUAUUAUAAAGCCAUUCCUGUGAUUGAGAAGUUGCCUUUUAAAAUUGAGAGUGCUGAUCAGGUCAAGGAGUUGCCUAAUAUUGGGAAGUCAUUGCGUGAUCAUAUACAAGAGAUAGUGUCAACUGGAAAAUUGUCAAAGUUAGAGCACUUUGAGAAUGAUGAAAGAGUGAAAACAAUCUCUUUAUUUGGGGAGGUUUGGGGCGUUGGUCCCGCCACUGCUCUAAAACUAUAUGAUAAAGGACACCGUACUUUGGAAGAUUUGAAAACUGAUCCAUCUUUGACCAGACCUCAGAAAUUAGGUUUACAAUAUUUUGAUGAUAUCAAGACAAGAAUUCCACGGCACGAGGUUUCAGAAAUGGAGAAAAUGCUGCAGAAGAUUGGAGAAGAAGUUCUGCCAGGAGUGGUAAUUUUAUGCGGUGGAUCCUAUAGACGUGGAAAAUCUUCAUGUGGGGAUAUGGACAUGGUAAUUACUCAUCCUGAUGGGCAGAGUCACAAAGGCUUUCUAUCAAAGUUUGUCAAGCGUUUGAAGGAUAUGAAUUUUCUUAGAGAGGACUUGGUCAUCAGUUAUCACAGUGAGGAGGGUACUGAUUCCGGAGUAGACACAUAUUUUGGUUUGUGCACUUAUCCUGGCCGAGAGCUACGCCAUCGCAUAGAUUUGAAGGUGUUUCCUAAAAGUAUAUACCCAUUUGGGCUGAUACAUUGGACAGGCAAUGAUACAGUGAAUAGAAGGCUGAGAAUACUGGCAGAAUCGAAAGGGUAUCGACUUGAUGAAACAGGGUUAUUUUUUGCCACUCCAAGUUCAGGCAGCCAUCGAGGUUCAAGAGGAACGGCGAGUUUGCACUUUGAUACAGAAAAGCAGGUGUUUGAAUUCCUAGGUUUUCCCUGGCUGGAACCACAUGAGAGGAACCUUUGAUGUGUGUGUCUGUUGUACUUGUACAUAUGUAAUUUUGUAACCUGGUGAAAUUUGGUAGUUAUGUUAGUUACUUAGUUGUAUCAGCAUCCAAGAUAUGCAAUUAGUUGGUUUGUAAACUAGACUAUGUAUUUACAUUUUGUUAGAAAAAAUGUACAGGAUAUCAAGCUAGUAAAAUUAUGUUUUUGUUUUUCUA